AUGAAGUCCUGCAGGAAGGAGGGCAUAUCCAUCGACAAGUUCACAUCCAUCGACUCGCAAGACCCGGUAUUCCAGCUCGUGACCAUGGCAGCCUCGUCGACCACCGUCUCACCCGUCAAGGAGCUCGUGGUUGUCCUGGGAUUGAUUGUUUCUACUACCUCUAUGCGACUUCCUUUUUCCGAAGUCGUCGUCGUCGUCCGUUUUAGCAGCUCCACCAGCGUGCUUGCCGCAACAUCCGCCAUGCUGCUCACCUCGGCAAGCAUCUUGAGCCGCUUGACAGCUCCUUCUACAGCCUCCAUACAAGCUAGCCUAUUGACCAUGUGCAGCUAUCGUCAUCCGGAAACGAGGGAUCCGCUCACAAGUGCAACAGCAACACAGCUGCCUCAAAAGCGACAUGACGAUGCCGGGAAGUCGAUGGAUGAAAGUUCCAAGGAAGAUCUACGACUCCUCAUCGACAGUCCCAGGAAGUGGCUCAGAGCCUUCUGCUGCAACCGGCUACGAUCUGGGUACCCUUCAGGUCACUCUCGACUUCGACUUCUUCCAGCACGUACCGGCCAUGGGGAUAUUGCAGUUGAGGAUCUGGCCAAGAAGGCAGGCCUUGAUGUGGACCGUACCAGCCGUAUCAUCCGACAGCUCAGGACCUACAGGAUCUUCGAGGAGCUACAGCCUAGAAGGCAAGAUGAGCAGCUCCGGGCCGUCGUCCACUACUCUCUUGAUGAGAUGCUCAAGCCGGCUGCUGAUUGCAAUGUGAGUCUCAAGGCCAACCCUUACGAGGCGCACCAAAACCUCAACCCCUUCGUCACCAGACAUGGCGUUGGCAUCUUUGAGUUCUACCAAAGAAGUCCGGAGAAGGCUCGGCGGUUCGCGAAGGCUAUAGCGGGCCUGAGGAAGAUGGACUCCUAUCUUGACUACUUGCUCAAGGACGGGUUCAACUGGUCUGCUCUCAAAGGGACCGUCGUUAAUGUCCCUGGUAAGUCUUUGUUUCUCUGCCUCCUCUUGACUCAUGACUUGACUAUCAAUGAUGCCGCGGCUUUCCUGAUCCGCCAGUGCACUCACAAUUGGGCCGACAAGGACGUGGUCACCAUCUUCAAGGCCUUUGUCCCUGGUCUGAAGAACUCGAGCCCCGAAACUCCGCUACUGAUCAACGAUAUCACCAUCCCCAAACCUGGAACCUGGCCACGUCAUUAG
Sordaria macrospora k-hell is the source of this 1188-nucleotide messenger RNA. RefSeq lists its product as uncharacterized. The record is from RefSeq and is a predicted model, not a curated record. NCBI's taxonomy places the organism in Eukaryota, Fungi, Ascomycota, Sordariomycetes, Sordariales, Sordariaceae. Gene Ontology annotation, molecular function: methyltransferase activity.